AUGAUGCACAGUGCAGCGGCUCCACAGGACCCUUACCAGGGUGCAGGGGAAAGGGGGGAGCUGGUGCACACUGUAUCCAAGGAGACUCUGGGGUCUCCAGAAGCUUCCGAACUGGGAAGCCCCAGAUCGACACUGAACUUUGACCUCCUCAACAUGGUUGUGUCCUAUAAGAGAAUGGCGCUCUUUCUGGAGCCAGUUACAGAUGCUAUCGAGGUGGCCCGCUUUUUGCUAGGGUGGAGGAUGCCCCUUUGCUCACUGCUCAUUUGUAUACUCCUCAAUGUCUUCUUCUGCACUAUCAAUGAGGUGGGUUGGUUGUCAAUCUUUCUGGUGGCAGUCACAGUGCCUGCUGCCCUAGGCUACCUGCAGGACAGGUGCUGGGGCAGAACCACAGAAGCGGAACUCCAAAGGAAACACUUUCACACUGUUCACCGGCGAGAUUUGCAGGCGGUGCACCUCAGUAAACAGGAGGCCAUGCUGGAAGUCAAAGACCUGUUAAAGCAUCUGGAUGAAAUGCUGUACAAGGCCUGUCAAUCAGCAGAAAUACUUUAUAAGGUCCUGUACUGGGACGAUCACACCAUAUCAUCAAGAUUCUAUGUAGGAUUGUUUACAGUGGUAUGUCUUCUCUACCUCGUGCCUGUGGGCUGGGUGAUUGCUGGCUUGAACAGCACCAUCUUCCUUUGGAAUAAAGAUUUCCACAGAGUUUUAUUGGACUUGAAGAAGCUUCUACAUGUCGGCCAGACCCCCACCUUAGAGGCGGUGUGUGAAGAACAGCAGCACAGCAAUAUAGUGGACAGAACACCAACACCAACUAGUCUAGAGGACAUAUCACCUGGCAGCGUAGAGGAAGCGGAAGAAGCUGAGCCUGAUGAUGAAUUUAAAGAUGCAAUUGAGGAAAGUUCAAUUUCCCUGCAGGAAACCCCUUUGGUAUUAGUGGAGGAUGACGAUGGUCCACUUGGAGCUCCUGAGUUCGACACAAUCUCUGAAAAUGGCCUCCUGAGUCGUAAUGAACCCAUUCGCAGCAAAGUGUCCAAGCUGACAGAGAAACUGCGCAAACGAUACCCCACUACCAGCGCAGGUAACUGUGCUAACUGUAAUGCUGUCUUCUCUGUGCUGAAGAAAAGGAAGAACUGCAGUAACUGCGGCAACAGCUUUUGUUCGCGAUGCUGUUCUUUCAAAGUGCUGAGGUCUUGCAUGGGGGCCACUGCUCCAGAGGCCCAGAGAGAAACUGUGUUUGUUUGUGCUGCCUGUAAUUCCUCGCUCAUCAAGUUACAGUGA
This is a messenger RNA of Nerophis lumbriciformis (worm pipefish), 1275 nucleotides long. The record is from RefSeq and is a predicted model, not a curated record. Lineage: Eukaryota; Metazoa; Chordata; Actinopteri; Syngnathiformes; Syngnathidae.